Messenger RNA from Dalotia coriaria, 2397 nucleotides. RefSeq names its product solute carrier family 15 member 2-like. Gene Ontology annotation, biological process: dipeptide import across plasma membrane. Gene Ontology annotation, molecular function: dipeptide transmembrane transporter activity. The coding region runs from base 49 to 2211 and encodes 720 amino acids. Gene Ontology annotation, cellular component: plasma membrane. The transcript has 12 exons. NCBI's taxonomy places the organism in Eukaryota, Metazoa, Arthropoda, Insecta, Coleoptera, Staphylinidae. The record is from RefSeq and is a predicted model, not a curated record.
CAAAAGAAUAAUAGAUUUUUGUCAAUUGUCAUUAGAAAUGACAUUUCAAUGGAUAAAACAUCAAUUUCGUUACUGUGUAUUAUUGGUACCGAAUUCUGGGAACGGUUUUCCUUUUGUGGCUUACGCACUAUUUUAUCGUUAUAUUUAAGAAACGAAUUACAUCUAUCUGAAAACAGCGCAACUAUUGUUUAUCAUGUGUUUAUUAUGUUAUGUUAUAUUGUUCCUAUAGUUGGUGCUAUAUGUGCAGAUAGUAUUUUAGGUCGUUACAGAACAAUUUUGUACUUUUCAAUAGUAUAUAUUUCUGGAAAUGCGUUUAUGAUUUUAGCUGCUAUUCCAACAAUUGAAAUAUCACCAAUUUUCGCAACAAUAUUUGGAUUAACUCUAAUAUCUAUUGGAAGUGGUGGAACAAAACCAUGUGUUGCUGCUUUUGGUGGUGAUCAAUUUUAUCUACCAAUACAACGUGACAAAUUGCAACAUUUCUUUUCAUUGUUCUAUUUUGCGAUUAAUUUAGGAGGAUUUGUUGGCAUGAUUUUAACGCCAAUACUAAGAAAUGCAGUCACAUGUUUUGGUGAUGACACAUGCUAUGCACUUGGAUUUGGAUUUCCUGCUAUAUUAAUGUUUUUAUCGCUCUCACUGUUUAUGUUAGGAAAACCUUGGUAUCGUAUGAAACAACCUAAAAGUAACGUGAUGAUGGAGUUUGUCAGUUGCACAUCAUAUGCACUCACUCGACGCAUCAAGAGUCAGUCGCAAAUGGGACAUUGGCUGGAUUACGCGGAGAAUAAAUAUAACCGCAAAUUGAUUCGUGAUAUGAAAGUUGUUUACGCGGUGCUUUUACUUUAUACUCCCUUGCCAUUAUUUUGGUCGUUAUUUGAUCAGCAAGGAUCUCGUUGGACCUUCCAAGCCAGUCGGAUGGACGGCUUUUUUAUGGGAAUACAGAUUGUUCCUGACCAAAUGCAAGUUAUCAAUCCCGCAUUAGUUCUAUUUUUAAUCCCGUUCUUUGACAAAUGCCUUUAUCCAAUGAUGCAAAAACGCAACUUUAUGACGAAUCAGUUACAUCGUAUGGCUGUAGGCGGAUUAAUUGCUGGCGUAGCAUUUCUUUUUGCCGGCGUAUUAGAACUUGAAUUAGAAAAAAACUAUCCAAAGUUGCCUGGUAAUUAUCAAGCAUCUGUGAAUAUAAUCAACACUACUCCAUGUCGAAUCGACAUUAUCAAUCCAUUCAGAAGACGAGUUGCAUUAAACGCAAGCGAAAUGUAUACUUUUCAAAAUAUUCCAGCAAUAAAAGAAACUGAGUACAAUAUUACUGUCAUCGCACCAAGUAUUUGUGGUGUUUACGAAUUGCCGGAGAAAGUGUUUCAGAUGAGAAUUUUAGCCGUUGAGAGACAAGUAGAUACGAUAGUGAUUGCAAUAAACAGAAAGUACACAAUUGCAGAUUACAUCACGGAUCCAAUCGAAUUCAAAAGAUCACUCAGCGGAAAACCCAGAUUACGAAUUGUAUUUUUGCAACGUUCAAAAUUCCUGAGAAAUGUGACCGUAUCAUUAAUAAGCCACAUAUUGACGGAUAUUUACUUCUUCCCGGAUGAUAGUCGAUCAAUGUUAGUUUCGGACUAUUUAGAAUUACCGCCUGGUGGAUACAAUUACUUGAUUCGCGCCAAAAACUUAAUUGAUAAAGAAGGAUACGUCCAUUUGGCACUUGGAGGUGUCUAUACAUUAAUAGUAGGCGAACGAAAUUCAAAUAUAGAGUUUAAUAGAUUGUAUACAAUGUCUCCGCCGAAUAACGUCAACAUAAUGUGGUUGAUUCCUCAAUAUUUCCUAAUAUCAGUCGCGGAAAUCAUGUUUGGCGUUGCCGGCUUAGAAUUUUCCUUUACCCAAGCACCGAAGAGUAUGAAAACUGUUACGAUAGCAUCGUGGUAUCUUUCCGUGGCGAUCGGUAAUCUCAUGGUCAUAGUGGUUGCACAAGCUAAUAUUUUUAAAAGUCAGGCGUAUGAAUUUUUCCUGUUUGCGGUUUUGAUCGUCGGCGAUAUGAUGAUUUUUACACAGAUGGCUGGUAAAUAUAAAUUCGUCGAGUUGGAAGCAGACAGUUCAAUAUUUGUAAUGUCAGAAUUGCAACCGCUAUAUGAGGAUUCUGAUGAUGAGAACGAUUUCGGCACUAAUGUGAUGCAGUUGAUAGAAGUUGCAUCUAUGAACAGAAUUAAUGCACUUGACAAGACGUAAUAAUCUAAGUUUACCUAUGCACAAAGCAUAUUUAAUAUUUACGAUGGAAAUAGAGGAUGUGCGGCAAUAAUAUACUGCGUUUGUUAAAUGAGAAGAAAAACAAUAAAAUUAUGAGAAACUGGGUGUGUGCGUGACAAAUAACAUAAUAAUUGUAAAGGAAGUGUCGAAAUAUACGAUUGAUUGAUA